UCCUAACAGGAACAGCGAUGCCUUGACUCGGCAUUGCCUGGCACGUUUUUCCGUGGCACGUGUUUCUAUAUUACAUAACGUGGACAUGCCCUCCCAAAGGGCACCAAGCUAUACAGAGAGCCCUGGCAUCAAGGCAAAUUAUCAAAGAGCAUCCCCAGGCACCUAUCAAAGGCUUAUGCUGUAGUCUUCGCAGCGGGACUAAAAUUUGAAUUAUUGUGGUAGAAUUUUGAGUGUCACAGCAUGUAGCUGGCAAUGGCAGAAAAAAAAAAACAUUUUAGAGCUACAGUCAUACUUAAGGUUUCCACGGAUCAGAUACGCGCAAAUUACGCACGCAGUGUGCCACUUAAGACAACAAAGCUCAAAUAAAAUGAAUCCAUCCAUUCUCCCAUUCUCGUGGAGGGGACAUCUUGAGCCGGUGACGCCGCACUUUGUAGUUGUUCCCAUUAUUAUUGUCCCAGAACUCUUGUCCUCCGACGCAGUAUUUAAUUGCAAACUGAAACGUGCCUCCGUUGUCUAGGUAAGUAGGCAUGACGAUCUUGAAACGGAACUUAUCGGUGUCGCCGUUGCUUGACUCAGGGACGUAGGAAGCCAGACUGUCCAUAAAUGUUAUCCAGUUGUUAAGGGAAUACCGCAAAGAGACGCUCUUUUCAAAAGCCAGGUUUAACACGCGCACAACCCCGGAAAGGUUGUAUUCAUCUGCCUCCACUGUCUCUAACAAGACUCUCACCUCCCUCACUCUCAGCUCAAAGUCGGGUAGUGUGCCUGGGUUGGUGAAUUGCAACUCCAUGAACACAGGCUGCGCAGGAGUACGUGGGAACUUUGUGUCCAAAUGAGUAAGGUGCAGGUGUCCUUUGGGUAAUUUGGCCAAAAUGCGCUCAGGCACAUCUGGCUCAUCUGUAUCAUCGAAAUGCUUGACUGAAAUGAGCUCCAAGCCCAGGGAGUCGGCGAACCGAACCUUUUUCUGACUGGUUGGACUCCGGCUGCGGGAGAUCUCUAACUUGGCCCUCUCUGUGGGUGUGGGCAGAGACUUGCAUCUCCGACGCAGAUUUGGACUCUGUGGAGGCUUCAGGCAGAUCUCUCUUCCCCGUGGUCUCUCUUCCACCACCGGGCUCUCGAUAUCACCAUGAAUCCCAUGAGUUAAUUACAUAAUGUCGACUAUAAAAGAAGUGGAUACCACAUCCGUGAAUGGAUCAGACAAGGAUCUUUCAACACAGGGGGAGGCAGUGGGCGAGCAGACACCAGAAAGGAGACAUGCUGAUGCCCUUCUAGAUUUGAGUGAAGAGUUCUUCAUGAACGAACUGGAGCCCCAUGAGUAUCAUUGUUACUCCGGUUGGGAAGAAGCUGUUCAUGGUUGGGCCAGAGUUGCUCCACUGAGCUGCAUACUUUUGAAUCAGAAGAGCUACAAGAAACCGAAGCAUAAGGAGGCUGAAACCCCGACCCCCUUGUAUGUUGACCCAACAAACCCUAAAGAGGACAGCUCAGCCCGCAUUGCUGAGCAACGCUGUGAGUCUGAAGAGGGCCUGCAUAACAGCAUUAAGAAGUCCAUGUCAUUAAACCUACACACGCAUCAGCCUACGGGAUACUGGAUUAACACUGCUGCUUCAGCUCUGCAGAAAGACGCUUCAGAUUGGCCUGUCCCCAAUGCAAUGCAGGACACUAUGUCUAAUUUCUUACACAAAGAGAUGACAGAAAAGGAAGGGAGGCGCAGAGAGACCCCUAUGCAGCAUCACCAUCUACCCUCAAAACACCCGGAGAACAGGCACACUAAGCCUCAAAAACACAGACAAAGGCCAAACAAUAUGGUGGUUCCCAUUAAAAACUUCACAUUUUUACCACCCAUUAUAUCACCACAUCUGAAUUCUCCAAAAGUCAGUGGCCGGACCUGCAGUUGCAAGAAGGCCCCAGAAGGAGAAAUCACAGAGGAAAACUUUUCGAUGUUUGAUAAGAGAAGCGGGACAAGUCGAUCAAGAAUGGACCGUGUGGCUAACCCUGAGCUUCCUGCUAACUCUGCAGCGCUGACCUCCAAGUACCGGACAUGUCAGCACAAACCCCACUUGUUCUCUGCUGUGAGUGUCUCUAUCCCCAGGAGGUAUCAAGUACCGGUGUCUUCCAAACCUGACACAGCGCACCGCACUAGCUACUCAAUGGGAAAGAGCCUCACAAAGGCCCUCCACCCAGGUACUGCAGGUGCACAAGCCCAUAUGCACACUGGCAAGACUGUGUGUAUGUAAUGUGCAAUUCAGGUCUAAUCAAGUAAAAACAACCCGUCUUAUCUAAUGUGUAUCAUGCAUGUUUUAGCCUCACCACCACAUACAAUGUUCACAUCAACAUUUUAGGAAUAUAUAUCAAGGUAUGAGACAUCAAACUCAUUGCAGGGAAUGUAGUACAACAUACUAUCAAUACAGAAGACAGUCAAUUAUUCUGAAAAUAAUUUGGAUGAUUUUUUAAAAGAUAGAGGAAACAGCUAUGGGUAGGGAAAACAAAAAGUGCAGUCAUAGGUAACAUUGGCAUGAGAGAUCAGCAAAAGGCCCACGCCUUUAAAUGUUAAGCUUGUUAUGUGCUUUAGACCUUUAUUUUGUCCUGAACAGUUCCCAUAAGUGCUCAUUAAGCCAUUCUAGUUACCUAGCAACUGUGUAACUACUUCAUACGAAACAUGGCAGUGUGUUUGUUUCAGACUUUCUACUAUUUCAUCCUCAGCCACCUAGGUCAAAACCAGCAAACUGUGACACAGUAGCUUUGGACUUUUUGUGAUGAUGAUGAUAUAACCCGUUGCCAAACUGCAUGUGCUCUAUCAAAUGUGAUUGUAUUUAGUUUUAUAACAGUCUGUGUGUUAGGAUUCCUGGUAAUUGUGGAUGGAAUCUGGGUUAUGUAAUACACGGGUUAUCAGUGCUGCACUAUGCUGGAUCCAUAAUCAGACUACAGUAUGUCACGUUGGUCUCCAAAGGACAGCCAAUUACUGCAACAUGAUUUACAACUGGGAUGAUCUUGUCACUUUGUUUUUGUUUUUUACUACCUCGUUGUAUAGCUGCCCUGUUAAAUAAAACGCGAUCCACAAUCCACUCAGUGGUAUUGUUUUAUAAUACAAAGACCUGCGGCGUUAACUUACUAGACCAAACUUUUGUCGAACCUAAAUGUGCAUGCGAAAUUAAAUUGUGACUUUAAACAUUUGUAAGGAGUUGCACAAGCCUGGACUCAAGGAGAAAAGAUCAAGGAAAAAAUAUUACAUUUCAGUUAAGUACAGGGAAGCAAAAUGUAUUGCACACAUAUCACAACAUCAGUUUGUUUUUGUACCGUGCUAAACAAAAAAAAAGGUGAAGGUUUAGCAAACAAGCCGACUGAUAUGGGUGAGUGAAAGUGUUUGUACUGAUCCUGGACGAUUGCAAUUGUUUUCCUCUUCCACCUUUGUCUUAUAAAAAAAGUCAUAAGUACCACAAUGUACACUUUCCAGCAUUUUAUUUAGAACAUCUGUAGUGUAGCAUCAACAAUUAAUCAAGGCAACCAUUAGCACUACACAUAUAGGCAACAGAAACGUAAAU
This is a messenger RNA of Eleginops maclovinus (Patagonian blennie), 3536 nucleotides long. RefSeq lists its product as uncharacterized. The coding region runs from base 1149 to 2231 and encodes 360 amino acids. The transcript is spliced from 3 exons. NCBI's taxonomy places the organism in Eukaryota, Metazoa, Chordata, Actinopteri, Perciformes, Eleginopidae. The record is from RefSeq and is a predicted model, not a curated record.